This is a messenger RNA of Oryza sativa Japonica Group (Japanese rice), 863 nucleotides long. RefSeq names its product succinate dehydrogenase assembly factor 2, mitochondrial. Gene Ontology annotation, cellular component: mitochondrion. Lineage: Eukaryota; Viridiplantae; Streptophyta; Magnoliopsida; Poales; Poaceae. Gene Ontology annotation, biological process: tricarboxylic acid cycle; protein-FAD linkage; mitochondrial respiratory chain complex II assembly. The record is from RefSeq and is a predicted model, not a curated record.
GCCACACGUCUCCCACCACCUCCGCGAUCCCCUCUCCUCUCACCUCGCCUCCCAUGGCGGCCGCGCUCCUCCGCCGCGCGCUCCACCUCCACCUCCACCUCCGCCGCGCGCUCCCCUCCCCUCCCCGCGCCGGCGCGCUCCUCCUCCCCGCCGCCGCUUCCUCCCCCGCCCACCGCUUCCUCUCCGGCUUCACCACCACCACCCAGCAGAACAGCGCCUCCACCACCACCAUCGACCUCUCCUCCGACGAGAGCCGCCGCCGCCUCAUCAACAGGCUGGUGUACAGGAGCAAGCAGCGGGGGUUCUUGGAGCUGGACCUGGUGCUCGGGACCUGGGUCGAGCAGCACAUCCACUCCAUGGACGAGGCCAACAUCCGCGCCCUGCUCCAAGUCCUCGACCUCGAAAACCCAGAUUUGUGGAAGUGGCUUACUAGUCAGGAACAACCACCCGAGGCAGUGAACUCUAAUCCUGUAUUUAUCGCUGUUAAAUCGAAGGUCACGGACAACCUGAGCAAGCACUCUUCUCCUGAGACCAGAUCAGCACCUGGUCAGCCAUGGGUGAGAGGGUGGGAUGACAAGCGAGGCAUUGAAGGACCAAAGUAUGGAAAUCAGUGAUGAGAUAUGCUUCAGAGAAUGGUAGCGGUUUUAUGCCUAAGUAUAAUCCUGUUUUGUUGCCCCUAUAGUUUGGUGCUUGUGUAGAAUAAAUUAAAUCAUGGUAUCCAAUGAUUUGGAAAUUUGGAGUGUCACCAUGAAUUUGGAUUGACAAAUAAUGCUCUGUACAAGUUUCAAACACUUUCUGGUUGAAGACAAAGCAGUGUGGUGGUAACAACUUAACAUGUAAAUCAAAAGCUCUUGUGUUUAGCA